Messenger RNA from Dioscorea cayenensis subsp. rotundata (Guinea yam), 1914 nucleotides. RefSeq names its product cytochrome P450 CYP82D47-like. Gene Ontology annotation, molecular function: oxidoreductase activity, acting on paired donors, with incorporation or reduction of molecular oxygen; heme binding; monooxygenase activity. Gene Ontology annotation, biological process: defense response to other organism. Lineage: Eukaryota; Viridiplantae; Streptophyta; Magnoliopsida; Dioscoreales; Dioscoreaceae. The record is from RefSeq and is a predicted model, not a curated record. The transcript has 2 exons. The coding region runs from base 18 to 1655 and encodes 545 amino acids.
UUUUGCUUCAAACCCAAAUGCAUUAUCAUCUUCAGCUCCAAUCCAUCGUAGUAAAAGAACUUCACCGGCGAUACAUGGAUGAUUAUCUACUUCAGCUCCAAUCCAUCGUAGUAAUCUUUGCUCUUAUCAUUCUUUGCAAAGUGUUGUGGCAUAGCACUUUUAAAAGCUUCAACAACAAACACAAGCAACCACCUCAGCCUUUUUUUGCUUUACCGGUGAUCGGUCACUUGCACUUGCUCCUCAAUGCCCAACCUUUUCAUCAUAAGCUCGGUGAAAUGGCCGAUAAGCUCGGCCCGGCGUUCAUGCUCCGGCUUGGAUCCCGACGCACUUUAGUCAUUAGUAGUUGGGAGGUAGCUAAAGAAUGCUUCACCGUUAAUGACAAAGCUCUCGCGUCGCGGCCAUCUAACACUGCCGCUGUUACCCACUUGGCCUACAAGGCUGCCUUCUUUGGUCUUGCUCCUUAUGGCUCUUUCUGGCGAUCUAUGCGUAAGAUCGCCACUACUGAGCUCCUCUCCAACACUCGCCUUGACAAGCUCAAGCAUGUCAUGUUGGCAGAGGUUGAUACAUGCAUCAAAGAACUACACAACCUCUGUGGCGAUAAUAAUAAUGAUAAUAGUAGGGUUGACAUGAAGGAAUGGCUUGGAGACUUGAACUUCAACAUAAUUCUCCAAAUGGUGACCGGAAAACGGUUCUUCGGGUCCGGUGGUGGCUCCGACGAGGCUUGGAGGUUUAGAAAGGCAACACACAAGUUCUUUCACCUUCUCUUUGUCUCUGUCCCAUCAGACAUGUUCCCUUGGCUUGAGUGGAUGGAUCUCGGUGGUUAUGUGAAGGCAAUGAAAGCCGUGGCGAAGGAGAUGGAUUCAGUGAUGGUUAGGUUAGUGGAGGAGCACAGGGAGAGGAGGGCCUCAGGCGUGACUGCCGGCGGUACAGACUUCAUCGACGUCAUGCUUUCCAUCAUGGAGGAUGACCAUGAGCUUCAGGCCUACUUUGACAAGGAGACUCUGAUCAUAGCUACUUCCUUGAAUUUGAUACUCGGUGGUACAGACACAACAACUAUAUCCUUGAUACGGGUGCUAGCACACCUACUAAACAAUCCAGAUGCCUUGAAGAAGGCGCAAACCGAGUUGGAGGAGCAGGUUGGUGUGAACAGAGUUGUGAAUGAGUCAGACAUAAAUAAUCUGAUCUACCUCCAAGCAAUGAUCAAAGAGUCACUCAGGCUAACUCCUUCAUCUGAGCUUUUAGUUCCACGAGAGACUGUGGAGGAUUGUACUAUUUCCGGAUUCCAUAUUCCAGCUGGUACGCAAGUGAUUGUGAACGCGUGGAAGCUGCAGCGUGACCCAAGUGUGUGGCCUGACCCGUUGGAGUUCCGACCAAACAGGUUCUUACCAAGCCAUGCAGCGGCAGGGAUUGACGUAAAGGGCCAGAACUAUGAACUAAUCCCGUUUGGGUCUGGUCGGAGAUUAUGUCCUGGGAUCUCCAUGUCACUACACGUGAUGCACUUAACCUUGGCUAGGCUCAUCCAAGCCUUUGAGCUCAGGCUGAUCAAUAAUGUCCCUAAUGAGCUCUUUGAGGGUUUAUUCUCCAUGGCCUUGCACUCAGCUCCAUUGGUGGUGGAGAUCACUCCACGUCUCCCUCUAGAGCUUUAUCAGUCCUAGUUAAUUAGCAGUCAAGCAAUGGAGUAUACCUUAUAUAUAGUCCUAGUUUUAUGCUUGUAGCAUCAUGAUCAAGAUGUUCAAGGUUAAUUUAAGCUGCUUUCAUGGCAGUCUAAUAAUGGUAUAUAUGGUAGUGAAGUGGAAAAUAAAAGGUAUCAAAGACCGGGUCUUUGGUUCAGUUAUCUAGUUAUUUGUGUUUGAAUAUUUGUGAGUUAUUUCGUAUGUAUGUGUCGUCAAUUAUUGGCUGGUUGUAUGCGUUUAA